Molecule: messenger RNA, 1342 nt
Organism: Cladophialophora immunda
Lineage: Eukaryota; Fungi; Ascomycota; Eurotiomycetes; Chaetothyriales; Herpotrichiellaceae
Exons: 2
Coding region: 182-1273 (363 amino acids)
Cellular component (GO): endoplasmic reticulum
Molecular function (GO): misfolded protein binding; protein-folding chaperone binding
Source: RefSeq, a predicted model, not a curated record
GCAGGAUUCCCACGCGCGUCCACAUUCGUUGACUGUCAUGACAGAAACAACCUCCAGCGACGUGGGCAGUUGUUCUUCUGCACAGACGCAGACGCAGAUCACUUAGACACUUGCUUCUUCCUUGGAUAUGUCCUGAUGACCGAGCGAUUUAUGCUGUUUUUGACUCCUUUGACCGAUUGAAAUGGCUGACGGCGUGGUGACACAAGCCUUCUCUCUUGUUGGAUGGGCAUUCCUCCCUGCUUACGCUACGGCCUUCCUGCAGUCCAUCUACUACCGUCUGACUAUCCGGGCUGGACAACGGCAUCCGCAGCCUGGCGACCCCAUAUUUGCCCACCAUAACCGCCGUAUCCGCGUCUUGGUUUUGUCUCUCUACCUCAUAUACACCCUCGCCCAAGCCCUCUAUGACACCAGACUCGCUGGAGAUUUCUACACUCUCCUUGGAGUCACACCAUGGUCAACGGAGCGGGAAGUCAAGAGUCGGUUCAGGAAGUUGGCGGCAAGAUAUCACCCAGACAAACUACAUGAGAAUGGUCAGCCUUUUCCAGGUGCCGAUGAAGUGUUCGUCCGGUUCAAACUGGCGCAUGACACUAUUUUGGAUCCUGCGAAGCGAUUUGCAUAUGAUCGUUUCGGACCUGUCAUUGUUCAGGUUCAACAUCCUGGGCUUAAAACCAUUCGAGACUAUGUCUACGCCGGCCUUCGUUCCAAAGCUCCUGAAUACCUAUCCAAUGCAGUACUGCUUGUUUUACUCAACUACAUCUGGCUGCCAAAAUGGGGACAGUUUUGGCGCUACUUUGCUGUUGCCUGCAUGGCGUUUCUAGAGCUGUACUUCCUUACUCACGUCUGGCAGCCUCCAAAACUUGUGGUGUUUUGGGUGUCGACGGUUCAGAAGCUCCUACCAGACCUCCUGCCACCCCAUCUUCUCCCUUUUCAAAUCCUGGGCCUAGCGAGACGAAUGUCUAUGUCUGUGAACAUUUUCAUCUCUCAGCUCGCACCUCCGAAGGCACGGGAUACGGUCAUGCGGGACCUGCAGACUCAGCAGCAGAUUGCACAUUUGGCUCAAGGAGCAGGCAGGUUAGACGCCGAGUCCGGUGGGUUGCUCCAGCUGGGGUUGAGCCCAUUUAAAGGUGACGCAGAGAAAUCAGACCAUCUGAGGGCGGGAAUGAAGGAGUCGUUGGUCACAAGUGCAUUGAGGAGGAACCCGGACGUGAGGGCAGCGGUGCAGAGGGCUCUUGACAGGAGGAGACGAGGGCCGAUCAUGCAGGAACCCGACUGAGGGCCGUCCUUGCAGUUAGUUCACAACACGAUAGACUUCAGGCUACAUACAUGUCGCAUUUCCAUCCUC